AUGCUAAUUGCCAAGGGUGACAAAGUAGGCAGCCUCUAUGUAUUUGAGGGUCGUGGUGAAGUGGGAGCUGCGAUGGCGGUUGAAGACAGUGAAGUGGGCAAGAAGAAUCAGGUCAACUUCUUAAAGACCGGUAAUAAGAAGAAGGAUACACCUUUGGAGUUGGUUCAUUUGGAUGUCUUUGGACCUACCGAGGUAGCCUCCAUUGGAGCAGCUAACUAUUUUGUCACUUUUCUAGAUGAAUAUACAAGGAAAGUGUGGAUUUAUAUGCUUGCAAAGAAAUCUGAAGUUUUCUCAAAAUUUAAAUCAUUCAAAGCUCUUGUUGAAAAUCAGAUUGGACACAAGAUUAAGUGUUUAAAAAUAGAUAAUAGAGGAGAGUUUUGCUCCUCAGAAUUUGAUUCAUUUUGUGCUGAUAACAGUAUUCGUAGAAUUAAAGUCAUUCCUUUUACACGUCAAGAAAAUGGAGCUGUGAAGAGAUUGAAUAGAAUGAAAUUGAAGAAGGCACGAUGUAUGCUUUCAAAUGCAGGUUUGGGGAAAGAAUUUCCUACUCAACCGGAGCCCUUCAUCUCAGUUGGAUUUUGGUAUUCCGAAAGAGGAAUAGCUGGGAAAAAUAAUUUAUUACUCACAUAUCCGGAGGAUUCUAGCUCCUAUAAUGAUGCUCGAAUUCCCACCUCCCCUAGUAAUCGUGUUAUUGAGGAAGAUGGUAACAAUCCCACACCUUCCCCUGCUGACACGGAGGAUGUGUUGUAUAAGUGUAAGAUGCAGGGUGAAGUUACCAUGAAUCCUGCACAUGAGGAGGGGCGUCUUACUACCUCGAGCUUGCAAGAGGAUCAUGUUUGCAUACGCUGCCUUGAUCCGCAUUCUCCCCACAACCUCAACACUCAUGCCUCACGUAAACAAUGCCCCUCUCUGCCCACCGAUGCUCACAUCGCUCCAAACCUGCCCAUGCCACAGUCAGCAAUGAAAGUUUCACGGGACCCUUCACUCACAGAGGCGGACACUGAUGUUAAUUUCCAGAAACAAAGCAACAAAAAAUAUUAUGAGCUAUUGUUUGUUGAAGAGGCAGAACCCACCUUACUGAUAUCUGAACACACAGAGCCCGCGAACUUUAAUGCUGCUAUGGAGGAUGACAACUAUGAUAAAUGGAAGGGUGUAAUUCAUGAAGAAAUGGACACAUUAAUAAUAAAUCAGACAUGGGAAUUGGUGCGCCUUCCGCCUAACAGAAAGGCAUUUAGAAAUAAGUGGAUUUACAAAUUGAAAGAAGAAUAUGGAGGUCAAAAAUGA
This is a messenger RNA of Cryptomeria japonica (Japanese cedar), 1281 nucleotides long. RefSeq lists its product as uncharacterized. NCBI's taxonomy places the organism in Eukaryota, Viridiplantae, Streptophyta, Pinopsida, Cupressales, Cupressaceae. Bases 1 to 1281 code for a protein of 426 amino acids. The transcript is spliced from 5 exons. Gene Ontology annotation, biological process: DNA integration. Gene Ontology annotation, molecular function: nucleic acid binding. The record is from RefSeq and is a predicted model, not a curated record.